Messenger RNA from Castor canadensis (American beaver), 1503 nucleotides. RefSeq names its product cytochrome P450 family 11 subfamily B member 2 (gene Cyp11b2). Lineage: Eukaryota; Metazoa; Chordata; Mammalia; Rodentia; Castoridae. The record is from RefSeq and is a predicted model, not a curated record. Gene Ontology annotation, cellular component: mitochondrial inner membrane; mitochondrion. Gene Ontology annotation, molecular function: steroid 11-beta-monooxygenase activity; corticosterone 18-monooxygenase activity; heme binding. Gene Ontology annotation, biological process: cortisol metabolic process; cholesterol metabolic process; aldosterone biosynthetic process.
AUGGGAUUCCUGAUGAAGGCAGGUGUGCAGCUGGCAGGGCCCUGGCCGUGCCUGCACGUGGCAAGGAGGACAGUAGGCACCAGAGCAGUGCCGGCCCCCAAGGCUGUGCUGCCCUUUGAAGCCAUCCCUCGGUGCCCGGGCAACAAGUGGCUGAGGGUGCUUCGGAUCUGGAAGGAGCAAGGCCAGGAGAGCCUGCACCUGGACAUGCACCGCACCUUCCAGGAGCUGGGGCCCAUUUUCAGGUAUGAUGUGGGAAGAACACAAAUAGUAUCAGUGAUGCUGCCAGAGGACGCUGAGAAAAUGUACCAGAUGGAUGGCCUGUAUCCCCGCCGAAUGUACCUGGAGCCCUGGCUGGUCUACAGAGAGCAUCGUGAGCAGAAACGAGGCGUGUUCUUACUGAACGGGCCCGAAUGGCGCCUCAACAGACUGCAGCUGAACCCGAAUGUGAUCUCACCAAAGGCCGUACAGAAAUACCCCCUGCUGGACACGGUGGCAAGGGACUUCACUGAGUACCUAAAGAAGAAGGUGCUGCAGAACGCCCGAGGGAGUCUGACCCUGGAUGUCCAGCCCAGUAUCUUCCACUACACCAUAGAAGCCAGCAACUUUGUUCUUUUUGGGGAGCGUCUGGGCCUCUUUGGCUAUAACUUGAGCUCUGGGAGUCUGAAGUUCAUCCAUGCCGUGCAGGCCAUGUUGAAGUCCACUGGGCAGCUCUUGUUCUUGCCGAGGAGCUUGUCCCGCUGGACCAGCACCCAGCUGUGGAAGGAGCACUUUGAGGCCUGGGACUACAUCUACGAGUAUGCCAACAAAUGCAUCCAGAAAGUGUAUCAGGAGAUGACCCUGGGCUGCCACCAGCAGUACAGUGGCAUGCUCACAGAAAUGCUGUUGAAUGGGGACUUGCCACUUGAUGCCAUCAAGGCCAACUUUCUGGAACUUACUGCUGGGAGUGUGGACACGACAGCUGUUCCCUUGUUGAUGACACUCUUUGAGCUGGCUAGGAACCCUGACGUGCAAAAGGCCCUACGCCAGGAGAGCCUGGCAGCCGAGGCCAGCAUCUCUGGAAAUCCCCAGAGGGCCACUACGGAGCUGCCCCUGCUGCGGGCUGCCAUCAAAGAGACCUUGCGGCUGUACCCCGUUGGUGUCUUCCUGGAGAGAAUGCAGCAGUCAGACUUGGUGCUUCAGAACUACCAUAUCCCGGCUGGGACAUUGGUGCUGUUUCAUCUGUAUGCGAUGGGCCGAAACCCCGCCGUGUUCCCGAGGCCAGAGCGCUACAGUCCCCAGCGCUGGCUGGACAGGAGGCUGAGUUUCCACCACCUGGCCUUUGGUUUUGGGGUGCGCCAGUGCCUGGGACGGCGGUUGGCAGAGACGCAGAUUCUCCUACUGCUGCACCAUGUGCUGAAAUCCUUCAGGGUGGAGACAUUAAGCCAAAAGGAUAUAAAUUUGGUCUACCACUUCGUUUUGAAACCGACCUCUGUCCCCAAUCUCACUUUUCGGCCUAUCACCUAG